Molecule: messenger RNA, 2619 nt
Organism: Aspergillus piperis CBS 112811
Lineage: Eukaryota; Fungi; Ascomycota; Eurotiomycetes; Eurotiales; Aspergillaceae
Product: putative acetamidase
Exons: 10
Coding region: 1-2619 (872 amino acids)
Source: RefSeq, a predicted model, not a curated record
AUGCUGACGAGAGAAUUUAUCGAUGACAGUUUAUACAAUCACAAUUACGGCUACUUCUCGAAACACGCCACCAUUUUCCGCCCCGGAGAGCCAUUUUAUUUCAACGAGAUCGAGGACGGUCCGGCAUUUUAUCGCAUGCUUGGGCAACGUUACGACGAAUUCGAGGAUCAGUUGGAUGAGACCAAUCCAGAUGUCGCUCGUCAACUGUGGCACACGCCAACGGAGCUUUUCCGACCUUAUUACGGAGAGACGAUUGCACGGUACUUGGUGUCGAACUACAAGUUGACGCUGUACCCCUACCACGACCUGAUCAUAUACGAAAUGGGUGCCGGUAAUGGAACCAUGAUGAUGAACAUAUUGGAUUACAUUCGCGACACAGAUUACGAGGUUUAUCAGCGGACCAAGUACAAGAUCAUCGAGAUUUCGCCGUCGCUCGCUUCGCUUCAGAUGCAGAACUUAACCGACUCGCUGGAUGCGGCCGGUCAUUCAGACCGUGUGGAGAUCAUCAACCGCUCGAUUUUCGACUGGGAUACAUAUGUACAUUCGCCGUGCUUCUUCCUGGCGCUGGAGGUGUUCGAUAACUUUUCCCAUGAUCAAAUCCGCUACGACCUCAAGACGGAGCUGCCUCAGCAGGGUGGAGUGCUGAUUGACGCCAACGGCGAGUUUCUCGAGUACUACAAUACGCAGCUGGACCCGAUUGCUUCUCGCUUUUUGCGAGUGCGCCAGGCUGCGGCGCGACGGAAGUUCCGCACUCCCUUGACCUCCAAGUACAUGAAGUUGAUGCGCAGUCAGCUGCCCUGGCAGGAGGGCCAUCGCUACAGCCUGCCGGAGUAUAUCCCCACGCGGCUCAUGCAGUUCUUCGAUAUCCUGAACACCUACUUCCCGGGCCACCGGCUGAUCGCCAGUGACUUUGACACUCUCCCGGAUGCCGUUCCGGGUGUGAAUGCGCCCGUGGUGCAGACGCGAUACAAAAGACGGACAGUUCCAGUGUCGACACCAUUCGUCCACCAAGGAUACUUCGAUAUCUUCUUCCCUACUGACUUCAACACCACCGAAGACAUCUACCGUGCUGUCACGGGCAAGCUGACGCAGAACAUAACAACCAUGACUAUCCCAACCUGGAAAUCAACCGUCUACAAGAAGCGCGCAGCUCAGCUGGCCGCUAUUCCACCUAGUUGGCGUCUUCCGGAGUCCAUCACUGCCGAUCCGCCACUUAACGCUCUAGAGGCAAUCCGCUCCUGUGACAUUCUCACGGAGAGAGAGCUGGAAUGGACGGAGAUAAACGAUAGUACUGUGCUGCUUUCCAUGCUGGCGAGCCGCGAGAUUAGUUCCGUUCAGCUCACGACGGCCUUCUGUAAGCGCGCGGCCAUCGCCCAGCAGCUUACCAAGUGCUUGACGGAGAUUUUCUUCGACAGGGCGCUGGCGCGGGCUCAGGAGCUUGAUGAUAUCUUGGAGAAGACGGGGAAGGUGACGGGUCCGUUGCAUGGGCUGCCGGUUUCGAUUAAGGAUCGGUUUGAUGUCGAGGGGUUUGAUACUACUGUUGGCUGGGUCGGACUAGUUGGUAAACCCGCGCAAAGCCACAGCAGUAUCGCCUUGUCGUUGGAGUCAAUGGGCGCAGUGUUGUACGUGAAGACGAAUGUGCCGCAAUCUUUGAUGAUGUCAGAUUCCUACAAUCAUGUGUUCGGACAAUCCAUCAACGCCUUCAACAACCAACUCAUCUCCGGAGGAAGCUCCGGCGGCGAAGGCGCCCUCAUUGGCACGGGUGGCAGUGUCGUUGGUAUUGGAACAGAUAUCGGGGGCUCAAUUCGGCCCAUGGCCCGCAGCCUUUCCAGUAUCGAACAUUUCAUGCAAUCCCUCCUCGACUCCAGCCCUUGGAACAUCGAUCCAGGCUGCAUUCCAAUCCCAUGGAGAAAGGAACUUGCUGCGAAACCCACAGGUAAACUACGACUGGGGAUAGUCUACGACGACGGCGUAGUCAAGCCGCAGCCCCCAAUCGCCAGAGCCAUGCGCGAAGUUGCAGAGAAACUCAAAGAGGCUGGUCAUGAAGUCUUCGAAUGGGACACCUCCCUCCACGUCACAGGUCAAAACCUGUGGACAAAAGCCAUCCUCGCCGACGGAGGCCAACACUGUCGCUACCUAUGCGACAUUGUCGGGGAGCCAUUAAUCGAAGGAAUGGUCGUAGGGACAGAGAAAGAUGAACUGACCAUUUCAGAACGCGAAGAGCUCGAAGAAACCAAAUGGGCCUACCAAACCACCUUCCUCCAGCAAUGGACAUCAACCAACAUCGACGCCCUCUUGAUGCCCGUCACGCCCUGGGUCGGCUACCGGCCGAAAUCCUGGGUCGUCAGUUCCCAGUGGCUCGGCUACACGGCUCUCUGGAACUUGCUCAAUUACGCAGCUGUUACUGUUCCGGUGGCUAAAGUGGAUGGUGUGCUUGAUCAGCCCGAUCAGGAGUGGUUGGAGCAUGUGCCUAGGAAUGACUCGGAUCGGUUUAAUUGGGAACAGUAUGACCCUGGACUCGUCAAAGACAUGCCCAUCACGGUACAGAUCGUUGGAGGCCGGUUUGGUGAAGAAAAGGCUGUUUCGGUGGCUAAGGUGUUGGAUGAGGUUUUGCGGUAG